UCAGGCGAUUCGAAAAAGCCAUAUUUUGCAAAACUGCAGUGGAAACACUUUUUUUCUCCGCUUUUAAAGGCAACAUGUUGUACAACAAAGAGUCACAUGGCAUUCCCGAACAUGAUGCAGCGAGGCUCGACAAGAGCUGUUACUGCAUCGCAAAACUUUUUAAAAGCUCAGCGGAUCAUCUGGAAGUUUCUCUGUGAAAUCGUGGACCAUCACCUCCCAGAAAUCCCUCAUACGUGGCCGCUCCCACGUAAAAGGGGCUCGCCGCCUUCGAUUGGACGUAACUACAGCUGAUGCGGUAGCUGCAAUAGAAAUCAGGGUUUUUGGAGAUCCUUGAAUAAUCAGGCCCCAUGGAGGAGCUGCACAGCCUGGACCCCCGGAGACAGGAGCUGCUGGAGGCCAGGUUCACAGGAGCUGUCAGCGGCAACACGGGAGGCAGCACUGGGAGCACCAGUGGAGGCGCCAAGGGUCUGGCCAAUGAGUCCUCUAACCACAGCUACGGCAGCCUGGGCUCGUCCAGCGACAAGGAGUCAGAGAACUCUGAUUUGAAAAGAGGGAGCUCCCCUGCCUACUCAACCCCGGAGAAGAAGCACUCGGAAUCGUCCAGAGGGAGGAAAAGGAAAGCAGACACCUAUUCAGAGAGUAGUCAAGGGAAGACCUCCACGCGUGGGCCCAAGAUCAGCGACUACUUUGAUUUCCAGCAGGGCGGAAAUGGCUCCAGUCCGGUCCGAGGCCUCCCAUCAGCUCGCCGCUCUCCGCAGAACUCGCACUCUGCGCCGGGCUCGAUCAUCCGGCAGAACAGCUCCUCUCCUACGAGUCUGUGUUUUGGGGAACACAAUCCUAAAGCGUCCUCCAGCAAGUGUGUGCAGACGGAGCUAACAGGUUUGAAACUUGCUGCUCUGGAGAGCAACAAGAGUCUGGACCUGGAGAAAAAAGAGGGGCGGAUAGACGACCUGCUCAGGGCAAACUGUGACCUGCGGCGUCAGAUCGACGAACAGCAAAAACUCCUGGAGAAAUACAAAGAGAGGCUCAAUAAGUGCAUCACCAUGAGCAAGAAACUGCUCAUAGAGAAGAGCACUCAGGAGAAGCAGUCGUGUCGUGAGAAGAGCAUGCAGGACCGUCUCCGUCUCGGUCACUUCACCACUGUCAGACACGGCGCGUCCUACACGGAGCAGUGGACGGACGGAUACGCAUUCCAGAAUCUGAUCAAGCAACAGGAGGGCAUCAACCAGCAGAGGGAGGACAUCGAGCGACAGAGGAAGCUGCUGGCCAAGAGGAAGCCUCCAAACCCUGCGUCUCCCUCCCUCUCAGUGGCCUCCACCUCUGAACCCAAGCAGCGCAAAACGAAGGUGGUCAACGGCAACGACUCCGACCCCUUCCUCAAGCCCUCUCUGCCCCAGCUACUGACCCUCGCUGAGUACCACGAGCAGGAAGAGAUCUUCAAGCUUCGCCUUGGACAUCUGAAGAAGGAGGAAGCUGAGAUCCAGGCAGAGCUGGAGCGGUUGGAGCGGGUGCGUAACCUCCAUAUCCGAGAGCUGAAGAGGAUAAACAACGAGGACAGCUCAGCGUUUAAAGACCAUCCCACGCUGAAUGAGAGGUACCUGCUGCUGCACCUGCUGGGCAGAGGCGGCUUCAGUGAAGUCUACAAGGCUUUUGACCUGUUUGAGCAGCGCUACGCAGCUGUUAAAAUCCACCAGCUCAACAAGAACUGGAGAGAGGAGAAAAAGGAGAACUACCACAAGCAUGCAUGCAGGGAGUACCGGAUACACAAGCAACUGGACCAUCCCAGAAUAGUCAAACUGUAUGACUAUUUCUCCCUGGACACUGACACGUUCUGUACAGUUCUGGAGUUCUGCGAAGGCAACGACCUCGACUUCUACCUGAAGCAGAACAAGCUGAUGUCGGAGAAGGAGGCCCGCUCCAUCGUCAUGCAGAUCGUCAGCGCCCUGCGCUACCUCAACGAAAUCAAACCCCCCAUCAUCCACUACGACCUCAAACCUGGUAACAUCCUGCUGGUGGAUGGGACCGCGUGUGGAGAAAUCAAAAUCACAGACUUCGGCCUGUCGAAGAUUAUGGAUGAUGAUAACUACGGCGUGGACGGGAUGGACCUCACCUCACAGGGAGCAGGCACCUACUGGUAUCUUCCUCCGGAGUGUUUUGUGGUGGGAAAGGAGCCGCCCAAAAUCUCCAACAAGGUGGACGUCUGGUCUGUGGGAGUGAUCUUCUUCCAGUGCCUCUACGGACGCAAGCCGUUUGGUCACAACCAAUCACAGCAGGAUAUUCUCCAGGAAAACACCAUCCUCAAAGCCACAGAGGUCCAGUUCCCCGCCAAACCACAGGCCAGCACAGAGGCCAAGGCGUUUAUCCGGCGCUGUCUGGCUUACCGAAAGGAGGACCGGUUCGACGUCCACCAGCUGUGCUCGGACUCGUACCUCCUCCCUCACAUGAGACGGUCAAACUCCUCCGGCUCUCUGCAGCCCUCCGCCUCGUCUCUUCCCACCUACUGACUGACAGACAGACGCUCCGACCAAUCACGAGGCAGGAUUGUUGGACUCGAAGGAAAAUGGAUGUUGUUUUUUUUAUUUGUACCUGAGCUGUUCCCAAAAGGAUGAAGCGUGGGAUUAAAUGGAAACCAUGAGAUGGAAAAAAGGGAUGCUCCCUUUUGUUGUACAGAGAUGUUCCCCUGAACUCAGCCGUGUGAG
This is a messenger RNA of Plectropomus leopardus (leopard coralgrouper), 2699 nucleotides long. The record is from RefSeq and is a predicted model, not a curated record. Lineage: Eukaryota; Metazoa; Chordata; Actinopteri; Perciformes; Serranidae.